Molecule: messenger RNA, 1942 nt
Organism: Raphanus sativus (radish)
Lineage: Eukaryota; Viridiplantae; Streptophyta; Magnoliopsida; Brassicales; Brassicaceae
Product: glycosyltransferase BC10
Exons: 2
Coding region: 395-1483 (362 amino acids)
Cellular component (GO): membrane
Molecular function (GO): glycosyltransferase activity
Source: RefSeq, a predicted model, not a curated record
UUACAACGCAACAAAGGAAGAACAGAACAACAAAUCGCUCUCCUCUCUCUCUCUUCUCUCUCAAUCGUCUCUACAUUAUCAUCACCACCACCACUACUUACUGUGUGAGAGAGAUCCUCUUGAUUUCUAGGUUUUUCUCAAUCUGAAGAAAUCUCUGUGAAGCUAUUGAAAUCUGGAGAAAUCUGGAGACAUUCUGGGUUUAUUCAUCGUCUUCCCACUGCGAUUUCGUUCAGAGAGGAGGGAGAAAUCGAGAUCUCGAUCGAUGGGUCUCUAGUGAUUGAGAUUUGGAAGACCAUCGUUGCUAAAAGAGAUCACCUUUCGGGUUUCUUAAACUCCAAAUCCAAUGGAGGAUUGACAGCGCAACAUUCUAGGGUUUCUCGAUUCCUCUCUCUCAAUGUACUCGAAGCAGUUCAUCAUCCCUUUCUCCCUCCUCCUCUCCCUCCCAAUCAUCUUCUUCCUCUUCAUCGCCCCUCAUGUCUUCCCCUCCCCACCACCCGCCGAAUCCCUCAUCCCAAUCUCCGACGAGAUCUCCGACCAAACCCUCUUCUCCUCCGCCGCCGCCUCCUCAACCUCCCUCUCCCACCUCUCCUCCGCCUCUCCCAAGCUCAAGAUCGCCUUCCUCUUCCUCACCAACUCCGACCUCCACUUCGCCCCGAUCUGGGACCGCUUCUUCUCCUCCCACCCCAAGUCCCUCUACAACGUCUACGUCCACGCCGACCCCUUCGUGAACAUCACUCGCCCCCAAAAAGGCUCAGUCUUUGCAAACGCAUUCAUCGCAAACGCGAAACGCACCGCGCGAGCCUCCCCGACGCUAAUCUCCGCCACGCGCCGCCUCCUCGCCACCGCCUUCCUCGACGACCCGGCCAACACCUACUUCGCCGUCCUCUCCCAGUACUGCGUCCCUCUCCACUCGUUCCGCUACGUCUACGCCUCCCUCUUCGAGUCCCCGACCUUCGACAAAACGUCCGACCCGGAUCCGAGCCCGGGAGGCGUCCGGGUCAUGUUCCGGACAUUCAUCGAGCUCAUCUCCGACGAGCCGAGGCUCUGGAAACGCUACAACGCUAGGGGAAGGUACGCUAUGCUCCCCGAGGUCCCCUUCGAUAAGUUCCGUGUUGGUUCUCAGUUCUUCGUAAUGACGAGGAGGCACGCGCUGCUGACGAUCAAAGAUCGGGUCUUGUGGAGGAAGUUCAAGCUCCCGUGCUACCGCUCCGACGCGUGUUACCCCGAGGAGCAUUAUUUUCCGACUUUGUUGAACAUGAAGGAUCCGGAGGGGUGUACUGGGUAUACCUUGACGCAGGUGAACUGGACUGGGACUGUGAAAGGGCAUCCUUAUACUUAUAGACCGAAAGAAGUGGGGCCUGGGCUGAUCAAGAGACUCAGGAGGUCGAGCCACUCGAGCUCUUACCUUUUUGCUCGCAAGUUUACUCCUGAUUGCUUGAAGCCGUUGCUGGCUAUUGCGGACUCGGUGAUUUUCAGAGAUUAAGUUUUGCCUGGAAAAGUUUUUUGUGAAUUUCUCGUGUGCAAGCAAGUGGCAUGAGAAAUAUUAGAGAAGUUUUUUUUGGACCGGAGAAGUAUUUAAGGCAGGUUUCACGUUGGGGUGAAGAACAAAAAUCACUUUCAGGAUUAAAGAAGAGACGAGGCGAAAAAAGAUUAUCCUUGGGGAGGCUUGAAACAAAUAAACCAGUUUUCCUGGUACUUCAAGCGCACCUACCCCCUUGUGAGUUGUUGUCACAUUAUAUAUAUAUCACACGAAAACAAAAGAUUAAGCAGCCACUUUUGAGAUUAUCUAAGUUGUAAUUUUUAUAAUUCUUUUGGUUCUUUUGGAUCUGGUGAUGUACAUAAGCAAGAUAUUUUUUACCCCCUCCCAAGGUGUUGGGUCUGUACCAUUAUGGUUUUGUGUCAAGGAUUAUCUAAGAAGAGAGAACAUGCUAUUUUCUUGGUC